UAUGCCAAUUUUGACAAUUCUGAGAGAGCGUUUCUUGUAUCUUGUGGAACGAUUCAAAUCCUCCUACGCUACCCAAAAAUUUAUUCCUGAAAAAAUUUUUUGCGUGCGCCAUAACGUGUAAAAUCCAGUACGGUGCAGACGUUUCGCUAGGGACGUCUCAAUUAAGGUGAAUAAGGAAGGACAUAAGAGCGGGCAUAUCGUCUGCAUCUUCAAAUUUAAUUGUAAUUAAACAAAAAAUAUAAGAAACAAACCGGCUUGUAGACAAACAAACGUCAACUUUGCCCAUUAUUUUCCCAUUAUUUUUUCGAAAUAAGUUUUCAAUGACGAAAGUCAUACAAAACUCUAAGUAAAAUGGCUCUAAGGGUACGUCUUCCAGGUGAGAGCUAGUUAACUAAAAGAUACAAGAUACAUAAUUAGUGCCCAAUUUAACCUUAACGACAAAAGAGAGAAAAAAUUAAGAUACUGUCAUUCCAUUGAGUUGUUUUUGGUAUAAAUAGAGAAGAAGAAGAAGUAUCUUUGUUUGCUACGGUAAUAAAUUUUACAUUUUUAAAGAGUAGAAUAAAUACGCGUGAAAGAAAUGAAUUGUGGUCCUAUUAGCUCCGGGUAUACGAAAAUAACGUAUAAAGGAUGUCGCACGUGCGCAAGGACAGCAUCAAGUUUUCAGGCUUUACAUCAAAUAAUUAAUGAUGCGGAUACUCAAUCAAAAAGUUAUGGAGAAUUGUUAGUAAGCCUGUUGAAAGUGGAGUAUGCACCCAGUAUCGAAGAUCAAUUCCCUCAGAAACUUUGCAAAAAGUGCGCCAGUUUACUCAAGAAAGUGUACAUAUUUAUUGGAGAAGCAGAGAAGCGACAUGAGGAAUUAAUGCAAUAUCUGUGUGGUAUUACAGCUCAAAAUUGUUUACAAGAAAUACCUAUUGACCUGCCUCAGCAAAAGGGAAUGCAAAUAAAGGCAGAUCCUGACAUAACUGAGUCGUCACAUAAUUUGUUAGAGUUAAUAGAAGUGCAAAUUAAAACAGAACCACAAUUAUCGGAGGAAGCGUUACCUUUAACAAAGCGUAGAAGCAUACAGGCGGAUGCCUUCAUAACGUCUAAUUUAAACCACAAUAACCACUGCAAUACAGAUCAGCAGACGCUAAGUGACUUUCGCUUAAAAAAUGAAUGCAAUGAUACCAGUGAUGCAUUGUCAGAAACAGAAGAUGAUGUAAAAGAUAUUAAAUUGCCGCAAGCAUCUUUAGCCAUACGGUGUGACAUGUGCGAUAAAGUCUAUGAUAAUUCAAUAGCUUUGAAAAAGCACAAAACUUAUGCUCAUAUGCCAGAGGAGCAAAAAAUUCCCUGCGCUUUGUGUAGUUAUAAAUCAAGUCGUCCGUCAGUGAUUAGACUGCAUUUAAAAAAUAUGCAUGGCCCAGAAAUGGUAGAUAAAUAUUUUAAGCCCCGCAGAGUUCUAAAAGGGAAUUUGUUCUGCGCCUUAUGUCCCAAACGCUACAGUAGCAAAGAUAAUCUUCAAAAACAUAUCAAGAAAGUACACAAUAACGAUAAUUCGGUAAAGAAAACUGACCACAAGACUAAAAAUAAAUCGGAUCAAAUCUUUUUAUGCACUUUUUGCGGUCAGUCGUUUGCUGAAAAAGGAACUUUGAGCAAACACAUCCGUAUUCAUACCGGCGAUAAACCGUUUAAAUGCAAUUUCUGCGAAAAAACCUUUAGAAACUCAUCAAAUUUAAAAUAUCAUCUUACUACACAUAGCGAUGAAAAGCCGCACACUUGCUCAGAAUGUGGCAAGUCAUUCAAACGCAAAGACAAGUUGCGCUCACAUAUGCAUGUUCAUUCUGAGUUACGUCCUUACAAAUGCAGCGAAUGCGGAAAAACCUUUAAGUACUCAGGAGUGCUUAAAACACAUAUGCAAAUUCAUAAAAAUCAAGUACCACUCACGUGUAGAACUUGUGGUGAAAUUUUUUCGUUGAGAACUUCUCUAAAUAUACAUUGUGUAAAAAUGGGGCAUUUGCAGUAGAAACAAUCAAUCUUAGGACAUGCAAUAAACGUUUGUUUCACAUUUACAGAUUGUAUUCGCUAGAAAAUCAAAAAUGCGGUUAAGUUAUUUAUU
Molecule: messenger RNA, 2095 nt
Organism: Glossina fuscipes
Lineage: Eukaryota; Metazoa; Arthropoda; Insecta; Diptera; Glossinidae
Product: zinc finger protein 883-like
Exons: 4
Coding region: 578-2002 (474 amino acids)
Biological process (GO): regulation of transcription by RNA polymerase II
Cellular component (GO): nucleus
Molecular function (GO): DNA-binding transcription activator activity, RNA polymerase II-specific; zinc ion binding; RNA polymerase II cis-regulatory region sequence-specific DNA binding
Source: RefSeq, a predicted model, not a curated record